Carcharodon carcharias (great white shark) is the source of this 3496-nucleotide messenger RNA. It is a transcript of the gene srm, whose product is annotated as spermidine synthase. Gene Ontology annotation, biological process: spermidine biosynthetic process. The transcript is spliced from 8 exons. Bases 135 to 1004 code for a protein of 289 amino acids. Lineage: Eukaryota; Metazoa; Chordata; Chondrichthyes; Lamniformes; Lamnidae. Gene Ontology annotation, molecular function: spermidine synthase activity. The record is from RefSeq and is a predicted model, not a curated record. Gene Ontology annotation, cellular component: cytosol.
GCGCUGUGCGCUAGGCCCCUUCAUUCCUCAUCUGGCCGCCGAGGGUGGAAGGGAGAGAGAGAGAGAGAGAGAGACACACACACACACACACACACACACGGGAGAACCUGGCUUGCAAACACCGGCCAGCGGACAUGGACACUAUCAAGAGCGGCUGGUUCACGGAAACCUCCACCCUGUGGCCGGGCCAAGCCAUGUCCCUGGAGGUGGAUGAGGUCCUUUACAACCAGAAAUCCCCCUUCCAAGAUGUGGUUGUCUUCAAAAGCAAAACCUAUGGUAAUGUCUUGGUGCUGGAUGGUGUGAUACAGUGCACUGAAAGGGAUGAAUUUGCAUACCAAGAGAUGAUCGCAAAUCUAACUCUUUGCAGCCAUCCUAACCCUAAAAAGGUACUUAUUAUUGGAGGUGGUGAUGGUGGUGUUCUCCGAGAAGUGAUCAAACAUUCUGCUGUGGAGUCUGUAGCACAGUGUGAAAUUGAUGAGGAUGUGAUAAAGGUUUCUAAACAGUACCUUCCUGGUAUGGCAGUGGGUUUCUCGAGCCCCAAGCUGAAACUCCAUGUUGGUGAUGGCUUUGAGUUCAUGAAAGAGAACCAGGAUGCAUUUGAUGUAAUUAUCACUGAUUCCUCAGAUCCAGUAGGACCUGCUGAGAGCCUAUUUCAAGAAUCUUACUACCAGCUGAUGAAGAAUGCUCUGCGUGAUGAUGGGAUCCUUGGUGCACAAGGUGAAUGUCAGUGGCUGCACCUCGAACUCAUAAAGGAGAUGCGGAGGUUCUGUAAAUCCUUGUUUCCUGUAGUUGAAUAUGCGUACAGCACAAUCCCCACGUACCCCAGUGGACAGAUCGGCUUUAUGUUGUGCAGUAAAAAUCCUGAAACUAGUUUUCGUGAGCCUGUGAGACAACUGUCAGCAGAAGAAGUGGACAGAAUGCAAUUGAAAUACUACAAUGCCGAUAUGCAUCGGGCAGCAUUUGUUCUGCCAGAGUUUGCCAGAAAGGCACUUAAUGAUGCAUAAAACCAAUUCCAUUGCUCUGUUCGCUGCCUUCAAUGCUGGAAGAAGUUUUUACAAAUUCUGUCAUCGGUUUAUAAUGGACCUGUAAUGUACCAUACUGCAAAUUAACCCUUUCCUGUCUUCAAAGAGGAAACUUGACAUUCGACGCCUCAGGAGAUCAGGAAAUAGCAGCUCUUGGUGUGAAUAAAAGACCACAUUUCUUUAACUUUUAAAGAAAGUCACGGCCUUGUGAUUUCCUCCUGGAUUGUUUGGUGAACGCUGAUUCUUGUGGAGUUGGUCAGGUGUACAGCUGACCUCUAGACCUUGUAAGGUCAGCUGACUAACAGUAACCUCGAUUUAUAGACACUGCACGUGGCUGACAGCGUGGACCGCUGAGGCCUUAAUCCAUGAUGGUCCCAGACUGGAAAGGGUUAAGAAUUUUAAAGAAAAUACUAAUAAAAAUGCAACCAGAUCAUGUUUGGAACUUGAACUUGUGUGAAAACUUUCGACAUCAAGUACUUUCAAACUGAGGCAAUAAGGAACACACAAACCCUAACUGAUUUAUGUUCAAACAGCAUGCUUAAUCUUUCAAGUAUGAUGCUCUCAGUAGGAUUCGUUACAUUGUGUUGAAGUAGCAGCUCAGUUAGUUCAAUGUGUAGUGGAUUGUAUUGCACUCUUUCCCUUUCCAUCUCCCAUAUGAUCACAUUUUCUUUCCCCUUCAUGCAUGAGCACUUGCUUUUCAUUGUUCCUCUUCCCAAUGCACCGCCUUUUCCUUCUCCCUGUCCUUUUGUUUUUGCCCCUUUUUCUUUGUCUGUAUGUGUGUCUGUCCAGUUGUAUAUUUCUCUCUUUCCCCCUCCAGUCUUUUAUCUGUUCCAAUCAUUGCAAACCAGCUAAAUGAAGAGUGGUUUUCAAUUUUACUAUUUGCCUUGUUAGUAAUAUAUUGAAAAACUGAAGAUUCUGAAGGGCCUUGACUGGAUAGUCACUGAGAGGUUGCUUUCCCUGGCUGGGGAAUCUAGAACAUGGGGGCAUAGUCUCAGGAUAAGGGGACGAUCAUUAGGGCUGAGAUGAGAGAUUUCUCCACUCAAACGGUUAUGAAUCUUUGGAAUUCUCUGCCCCAGAAGGCUGUGUAUGCACCAUCAUUGACUUUCUUCAUGGCUGGGUUAGACAGAUGUUUGGUCACUCAGGGAAUCUAGGGGUUUGGGGAGCAGGCAGGAAAAUCAGAAGAUCAACCAUGAUUAAAUUGGAUGAUGGAACAGGCUCAAGGGACUGUAUGGUCCACACCACCUUUUUUUUAAUGUUCGUAUGUUCUUUGUAACUGUGGGCAGAUAGAUCAUUUCUUCCUGGUGAAGCUUUGCUCUGACUCUUCCAUCGUCAUGACCCAGUAUUCCAUGCUGAAAAGGGAUGAGUGAAUUUAACUGGAAAAAGUGAAGGCACAAAAUAUAUCAAAUGCUGGGCUGCUAUGGGUAUGUUUAUGAAAACUUGGUAGAUGAAAUAUUGAGGUGGAAAGGGACAGUGGUGGAAGGGAGCUAAUAGAUGGCAAUCCUGAAAAGAUCCCAUGGCACUAGACGAUUGCAUUCUGGACAAUUGUUAAAACUUGUCCAGUUAAGUCAAGUGAAUUCCAGCAUUUGGUCUUUUAAAUCAUAACCUUAAAAUGGUUCAAUUCUCAACUUGUAUUUAAGAGGACUUUAAGUUUCUUGAAGAUUAAAAUCUUGAUCCCUGUCAAUUGCACAUCCUCCUGAGGGGCGGAAUGUCCCACAGUUUUUUUUUUAAAUUAUUACCCAAAUCAGUGACUUGCUUCGCUAAGGUCUGUCAGCCAUUGGUCAGCUUUCAUCAAUGAUUAUUACCCCCAUUGCUUUCAAUAGAGCUACUUGUUCUCUGUGUUGUGGAGUGAGGAAGGUGACUGAUUUCCUUGAGUCUUCAGGUUGAGAUUUGUCUUUAAGUAAUGAUUUACACACCCCUCACUGCUAAUCUUCCCUUUUACUUUUAAAGAUUGAGUUGCCCCCUAUAUGUUGUGAUAUUUGCAGUUUUUGUGUAAUAAUCCAAUAGAAGCUCAAAUGAAGACCACUCGUUUCAUGAAAAAUUGGAAUAUGAUUCAAUGCACCAAUAGGAAUUUUGUGUAAUAAAAAUGGACCAUUAGUUUACAGUAAAUAAGUAAUAGCAGCCACCUUGUGUAUUCUUUAGUUAUGGUCAUUAGUUUUCCGUUUUCAUGAAAAAGCAGGUGUUGUCAAAAGGGUAAGAUUAAAAAUCUCAAUUGUAUAUAAUAAAAGGGAAAUUUAGCUUACUAAGUAAAUUAGUGAGCCCAGGACACAAGUAUGCUGUCCAAAAUGAUAACAGCUAGACUUGUUUGUUAACCUGAUUAUGUAAGGUGUCUGUUAUCUAAGCUAAUGUUUUGAAACACAAAUCCAUACUUUUAACAUUGUUUACACUUGCACAAUUAACUGUCAUACUGGUCCAAGAUGUUCAGCAGUUGUAAGUUUUGCAGAACCAAAUUAGUCUACAAUAAACCUUUCAAAGGG